This is a messenger RNA of Penicillium atrosanguineum, 753 nucleotides long. RefSeq names its product ubiquinone-binding COQ10-like protein. The record is from RefSeq and is a predicted model, not a curated record. The transcript has a single exon. Gene Ontology annotation, biological process: ubiquinone biosynthetic process; cellular respiration. Lineage: Eukaryota; Fungi; Ascomycota; Eurotiomycetes; Eurotiales; Aspergillaceae. The coding region runs from base 1 to 753 and encodes 250 amino acids. Gene Ontology annotation, cellular component: mitochondrion. Gene Ontology annotation, molecular function: ubiquinone binding.
AUGCGCCCAUCCUGCAGUCUGCGACAAGUAAGUCGCACCAGUCGCACCCUCCUGCACUCUCAGGGCCCUGCACCACUCCGAACCGCUUGGACAAUCACCACAACACAUCGCCCACGCCAUGCGAUAACUCCACAAUGCGCACCUUAUACACCACGCCGUGCCUUUGGCCUCCCCUCGCUCUCAUCCUUCAUUCCCUCACCUAAUGGCAACAGCGACCCGAAGCGCGUCCUCACAGCCACACGUACCCUCCCCUUCUCGCCCGCCCUCCUCUUCAAAGUCAUCUCCUCGGUCGAAUCCUACUCGCAAUUCCUCCCCUUCCUCACAGCCUCAACGGUUACUGCCCGGGAUCCAGAUUCAGGAUAUCCUACCCAAGCCUUCCUUACCGUCGGCUACGGUCCUCUCAGCGAGACUUUCACUUCACGGGUAGACUGUGAUUCAGCAAAAGGAAUCGUCGAGGCGCGCAGCGGUGCCAAGUAUGGGCAGCAGGGCGAGAAGGCGAAGGGCGGGAUGAGUGGGUUCUUCCCCGGUGCGAAUGAGGGGAUCUUUGAGUAUCUUGAUACAAAGUGGCAGUUGGCACCGUUGGCGGUUGACAAGAAGGGUGGGCCGCAGACAAAGGUUGAUCUGGAGGUGCGGUUUGAGUUUAAGAAUCAGUUGCAUGCUGCCAUGAUGAGUGCUGUGGAGGGGCAGAUGGCCAAUGUUAUGAUUGAGGCAUUUGAGAAGCGUAUGAGGGAGACGCAUUCUCAGGGUCAAUAG